AUCUGAGUUCAGGUUAAUUUUCCAUUUUGUCCUCUUACAAAAUAUUUAAUUGUCAAAAUAGAUAUUUUUAUUUCAAAUUCCAUACAUAUGCAUUAAUGCAUUGUAGCCGGUUCCCAGUGAUGUGGAUAGCAUGCAGCAUUACUAGCAUGUAGCCGCUAGCUUAAAUUAGAUCCUAAAUGUCCCUACAGUCAAAUAUAGAGAUAUAGGUUCCUGUCACUGAGAAGAUGAGUGAACUUAAGGACUGUCCCCCUCUGAAGUACUAUGACUUCAAACCUGUGGACCACUUGAAAGUAUGUCCACGCUACACUGCAGUGCUCAGCCGCUCUGAGGAUGAUGGUAUUGGCAUUGAAGAGCUGGACACACUUCAGCUUGAGCUGGAAACGCUCCUCUCCUCUGCCAGCCGGCGCCUCCGAGCACUGGAAGAACAGAGACAGAUACUUACAGACUGGCAGGACAAAAAAGGGGACAAAAGGUUCCUGAAAUUAGGGAAAGAUACAGAUCUUUCAGCCUCAUCUCGCCAUUCCAAACCCAAAAAACAAAAGCUUGAUGGAAAAGGUAGCCAUGGUCCUGGUCCUGGUCCUGGUAGACCAAAGUCAAAGAACAUACAGACCAAGGUCCAGGACUUUGAAUUUGAUGUGGACCCACAAGAUAUACCCCGCACUCCCAAAAAUGAUGCUCCCAACAGAUUCUGGGCCUCAGUGGAGCCCUAUUGUGCAGACAUCACAAACGAAGAGAUCAGAGUUCUUGAAGAGUUGCUAAAGCCACCUGAGGAUGAAGCGGAGUAUUUCAAGAUCCCAGCUUUGGGAAAGCAUUAUUCCCAGCGCUGGGCUCAAGAAGAUCUGUUAGAGGAGCAAAGAGAAGGGGCAAGAGCUAAUGACAAGAAGAAAAGCAUGAUGGGUCCUCUUUCUGAACUGGAUGCCAAAGAUGUAGAUGCUCUUUUAAAGAAGUCAGAUUCACAGCAUGAGCCACCGGAAGAUGGCUGUCCCUUUGGCCCUCUUACUCAACGGCUUCUACAAGCACUGGUUGAGGAAAACAUCAUAUCCCCUAUGGAGGAUUCCCCCAUUCCAGACAUUCCAGGAAAGGAUGAUGGUGCAGGUACAUCACCUCGUAGCCAGGGAAAAGCCUUCAGUGUGCCUCACACACGCUCUCUGGAGGCUCGGAUAAGAGAAGAGCUAGUGUCUCAGGGCUUACUAGACUCUGAUGAGAGGCAGGGUGGCGGAGGCGAGUCUGAAGAUGAGGUACUGGCUGAGCUACAGAAAAGACAAGCUGAACUCAAAGCGCUGACAGCUCACAAUCGUGCACGCAAGCAAGAGCUGCUCAAGUUGGCGCGAGAAGAGAUGAGAAAACAAGAGCUUCGUCAGCGGGUUCGAGUUGCCGAUAAUGAGGUGAUGGAGGCCUUCCGUCGCAUCAUGGCAGCCAGGCAAAAGAAACGCACACCAACAAAAAAAGAGAAAGAUCAGGCCUGGAAAGCUUUGAAAGAGAGAGAAAGUAUUCUCAAACUCUUGGAUGGAUAAAUAUGACCGGCGGCUAUUCCUUGAUUUUUUAAUGUGAUUGUUGGCUGUCGACAGGUUAUACAGAUAAUACAAAACAGUUUUGCACCCAGUCUAAGCUGAGAGAUGGUUUAACAAAUCACAUUUCAACAUGUCAGAACAUAUUUUAAUAAAAUAUUCCCAUUUUUUAACUGUCCUUGAUUUAACAAAAAAUCUUACCAUGAUUGCUUCUGGUAAAUAAAGGUAUUUGACACUAAAGGUUUGAGGUGCCGCACAGAAUAAUAAUACCAGAACUGUAGGACCUUAUACAAGAUUUACAUUUUCUGUUCUGUACAGUUCCCAAAGAUUUGACAAAAAAGACAUGUUGUGAUUGAAAGCUAUUAUUAUUAUAGGAUACAUCAUUAACAGUAUUUUUAUUACUGUAUAAGAAAGAUCAUGGACAUUUUCUUGUUUUGAGUUUAUGGUUGAAAACAAGCAAGGGUCAUUUGUGUGAAAACAUGAGUCUACGGUGAAUAUGAAUGUCUAUCUUAGCUUUUUGUAAUCGUUCUUCUAGAUUUUGACAUUGCUGUUGUUGCAUGUAUGUGUAAAAAUAAAAUCAUUGUAUUUCGUA
Messenger RNA from Triplophysa rosa, 2100 nucleotides. It is a transcript of the gene tada3l, whose product is annotated as transcriptional adaptor 3 (NGG1 homolog, yeast)-like. Gene Ontology annotation, biological process: regulation of transcription by RNA polymerase II. The transcript is spliced from 9 exons. Gene Ontology annotation, molecular function: transcription coactivator activity. The coding region runs from base 225 to 1514 and encodes 429 amino acids. Gene Ontology annotation, cellular component: SAGA complex. The record is from RefSeq and is a predicted model, not a curated record. Lineage: Eukaryota; Metazoa; Chordata; Actinopteri; Cypriniformes; Nemacheilidae.